UACAGGCAGUAUUUAUGGGCAGCAGUCUCCCCCUGCUGUUACAGCUGCUCGGUUCGGUCCAGUCAGUGAGCGCGGUGCGGCGUGCAGCGCGCACGAGCCUCCUGGACGUGUCUGUUCGAGAACUCUCUUCAUUUUUUUGGAAGUCUUCUGUCGGUGCCGGAAGCGCGGAGGCUGCAACGGUGGAAGAUCCAGAUCUGAGGGAAAGCAGAGCAGACCCUGUCCUCCUUGACUGAAGAGGAAAUCACAACCAGCGCUUUCACCACACCAACACUUUUGACCUUCAUCAUGCAGCCCUUCCCUUUUUUCUUCUUCUCCCCCUUCCUCCUCUUCCUCAUCCCCAGCUGCUCCACGCAGAGUGAGGCCGACUUUAUCGUUCAGACAAAAAGUGGGCGUGUUAGGGGUUUCCAGGUGACAGUGCCAGACCAAAGCCGCCCAGUCGUCGGCUUUUUGGGAAUACCGUUUGGGGAGCCACCGGUGGGAAAGAGGCGUUUUCGGCCCGCUGAGCCAAAGCGCCCUUGGCAGGGCGUGUACAAAGCCGACUCCUACCCUAAUGCAUGUUUCCAGUUUGUUGACAAAUCUUAUCCUGGCUUUCCGGGCAUAGAGAUGUGGAAUCCCAACAGGGAGAUGAGCGAGGACUGCCUGUACCUCAACAUCUGGGUGCCCUCAUCGGUCAAACCACAUAAUCUGCCAGUUAUGGUUUGGAUCUAUGGGGGAGGGUUCUACAGUGGUUCUUCUUCGUUGGACGUGUAUGAUGGUCGCUACCUAGCCAGUGUGGAGAAUGUUAUUGUGGUAUCGAUGAACUACCGCAUUGGUGCGUUUGGCUUCCUUGCUCUGGAUGGGACAUCGGAGGCUCCUGGGAAUGUGGGUCUGCUGGACCAGAGGAUGGCCCUGCAGUGGGUGCAGAACAACAUUGCUUCCUUUGGAGGAGACCCCAGACAGGUGACCAUCUUUGGUGAAAGUGCUGGUGGUGCCUCCGUGGGAUACCAUCUGUUGUCUCCAGGCAGUAGGCCUCUUUUCACCCGGGCCAUUCUCCAGAGCGGGGUCCCCAACUGUCCCUGGGCCUCAGUCACCUAUGCUGAGGCUCGGAGGCGUGCCACACAGUUGGCCAAUGCGGUCGGCUGUAAUGGAGGCAAUGACACUGAACUGGUGGACUGUCUGCGGGGUAAAACUCCACAGGAGCUUAUUGAUCAGGAAUGGCAGGUGCUGCCAUGGACCGCCCUCUUCCGGUUUUCCUUUGUACCGGUUGUGGAUGGGGAGGUUCUUCCUGACGCUCCUGAGGCCAUGGUGAAUUCAGGGGACUUUAAAGACACCCAGAUCCUUCUGGGAGUCAACCAGGAUGAGGGCUCCUACUUUCUGCUAUACGGAGCACCUGGCUUCAGCAAGGACAACGACAGCCUUAUUUCCAGAAAAGACUUCCUAGCAGGGGUCAAGAUGGGUGUACCACACGCAAACGACAUUGGUCUGGAGGCAGUGGUGCUGCAGUACACGGACUGGAUGGACGAGAACAACGGGGAGAAAAACCGCGAUGCCAUGGAUGACAUCGUGGGCGACCACAAUGUCAUCUGUCCACUGGCUCUCUUUGCUUCCUCUUAUGCCAGACACCACGCUGAAAAGGCUAACAACGGUUUUGGACACUUGAACAAUGCAGGAAAUUCACAAGGAGGGGUUUACCUUUACCUCUUUGAUCACCGCGCCUCCAAUCUGGCCUGGCCCGAGUGGAUGGGCGUGAUCCAUGGCUACGAAAUCGAGUUUGUCUUCGGCCUGCCGCUGGAGAAGAGACUCAAUUACACCUCAGAGGAGGAGAAACUGAGUCGACGCAUGAUGAGAUAUUGGGCCAACUUCGCACGAACAGGGAAUCCCAACGAAGGAAUUCCUGACCGAGGACGGCGGUGGCCCGUCUUCACCCUCAGCGAGCAGAAACACGUCGGGCUCAACACCGAACCCAUGAAGAUCCACAAAGGUCUGCGCAACCAGAUGUGUGCGUUCUGGAACCGCUUCCUGCCGCGCCUCCUCAACAUCACCGACAACAUCGACGAGGCCGAGCGUCAGUGGAAGGUGGAGUUUCACCGCUGGUCCUCCUACAUGAUGCACUGGAAGAGUCAGUUUGACCACUACAGCAAACAGGAGCGCUGCGCCGAACUCUGAGAGGCUGAGCGCCGCAGUCGGCCCUCCAGAGCCCCCCCCCCCAGUCUCGUCCCAUCUCAAACACACACACACAAACCCGAGCGACGCUCAUCCUUAUUUAUUUUUAUUUAUUGUAUCGAUUAAAUGUUGUCCGUCUGGGUUUGUGUGUGUGUUGUGCAGGGGGGGGGCUACAGAGGGACUCGAUGCAAAGGGUAACAGUGGCUCAUUACCUCGUGUGCGAGUGUGUGCUGGUUUUUCUGUAAACACUCCUGUUCAUGAUCGUCUCAUCACGGUUCUUUCCAGAAUAAAUCAGGGUUUGCUUCUUUGUGUUCAGAGUAUAAACUGUUCAGGACCACGACCUCCAUCAGCGCCGCAGGCUUCGCUCCGUCACUGUCGCGCCGCCGCUCUUCCCGCCUCACCCGUCGGCGUUCGGACCAACCGCCGGCUUUCUUUACGCUCACUUUGGCUUCCGGCCAAACUCAGACUGCGCGUGUUUGUGUGUGUGUUGGUGCCGUUUAUCAUGUCGAAAACACCUGCCAUGUAUUUCACCAACAUCCCUUCUUCGUCCGUCUCGUUCUGCCUCCUCUUCCUCUCCUCCCGUUCGUCUGCCCGUUCUCCCCCUCCUCAUCUUUUGUCCCCCUCCCCUUUCAUCUUCCUCAGUUUUUCCUUCCCUCCUUUCAUCCUUCCUCUAACCCUCCCAAGCCUUUGUUUACGCCCUUUUUCCCAUCCUUUUAACUCCUCCAACUCCGUGCUGCUUCUGCUCUCGCCAUCCUUCCCCAUCCACCACCCCCCCCCCCUCCACCCGCCGUUCUCCUGCGCUCUUGUUAGCCUAAUGGAGGCAGAGUAAUUCACUCAGCGGCAGAUAAUGUGGCAGAGCGCUGGCUCAGCCUCCGGCUCGCGGCCAACGCGUCGUGACGGGUUGAUGGAAAAUGAAACAGAAAAGGUAGAGAGCAAGCGGUGGCGGAGAUGAGGGGAGCUAACAGAGAGAAGGAGGGGGCGGAGAUAUGAUGGAGAGAUGAGGCGACAGAGGUGUACGUGGUUGCAUAACAGCAGAGGGGGGAGUCUGCAGCAUCUGAAUGUGGCACUGACAGCAGAGGUUUUCAAACAAAGUUUCGCUCUCUGCUUCCACACAAAGCUCUGCACUCCUCUUUUCUGACCUUUUUACAACAUGAAGUCUUUAUUUGCAUUCUUUUAUCACGCCCAACUUUCUGUUUUUAUUGUGGCUUAGACUCGGUCACUUCAGCUCUUGUUUGCAAAACAAUAAAAAACUGAUUUCUACACCGCCUGCGCCCCCUGGUGGCUAGUUACUGCACUGUUAUGGUCCUGAAUUCAUUUGUUUCACACGCAGACAUACAGGUUCGUCUUACUUGUGCUUAGUUGUCAUUCUGCAGCAUCUUCAGAAGUAUUCCUGUCUCCUGGUGUGACUGCAUCCAGAUCAUUAAGAAGAAUCUGUGCAGAUCGCAGUGGGACGAACAGGAGAGCCAAUGGUGUACCGGAAAGACGAAACCCAAACAAUGGCCUGAGUUUAUGUGUGUCAGAGUCAGUUCCUGCAGGGGAACUUGGGGUCUGAGUCUGGAUCGGGUUCAGUUUGUGAUUUAAAUGCGUCUGUCAGCAUGUCGAGCUUCUGUCGCUGGCUGCAAGUUGAUCAAAAGGUCUUGAUGUGGAGUAAAGAUUGAAGUUCGUGUCUCCUCAAAGGGGGGAAUGCAUGAAAGACAGCUCCUCCAGCCCCGUUCAUCCAGUAGAAAAGCCCACCUGAGCGCCGCCUCUUCCUGUCCAGCCCUCUGCAUGUUCUUCAUCCUCAGUGCAUCCUGCUGAACUCGGACUGUUACUUCCUGUGAAAUUUGUACUGUUCAACUAUUAACCCAUAAAUGAAUAUAUAUAAAUAUAUAUAUAUAUAUUUAAUCUUAGUGAUGUUUGAUGUUAGCAAUAAAUACAUUAGUAAAGGAAUAUAUUUAAUAUUUAAAUACAGUAAAGUUGAAAUCAGCAACAAGGACUGAUACAGUGGUGUUUUCAAAGCAAUAUUAUUCAGAGUAUAAAUGAACUACGAGUGCCAUAAAAGCUGAAACCCUUCGUAUUUUUCUGCCUUGUCGUUGUUGGUCCCAGUGUCGAUGACUGUAAACACUGAAGGCUUCUGCAGCUUCCUUCUCUGUCGCUGUGUAUCAUGAAUGCUGGUUUGACGACGCUAAAACAUCACAAAUAAAGACACCCUGCUGCA
Molecule: messenger RNA, 4339 nt
Organism: Oryzias latipes (Japanese medaka)
Lineage: Eukaryota; Metazoa; Chordata; Actinopteri; Beloniformes; Adrianichthyidae
Gene: ache
Product: acetylcholinesterase (Yt blood group)
Biological process (GO): choline metabolic process; acetylcholine catabolic process
Cellular component (GO): plasma membrane
Molecular function (GO): acetylcholinesterase activity
Source: RefSeq, a predicted model, not a curated record